CCGAGGAAUAUUAGCCAUGCGUCCGGUUGGCGCUAUUACACAUUCUUUGGUAAUGAUAAAAAUUACCUUUUUCAGACAUAUUAACAGUGAUUUAACGUGAGAAAGUGAGUGUUUAAGUGACAUGUCAAUACAGUGUUAAUGUGUGCUUCUUGUUCGAGUGGCGACAUGCGAAGAGUUUAUUAAAUUUGUAGAUUUUGCUUUUGGCGGUUGAUCCAGGUUCGAAAGGGCAUUGACGUUGUUUCAUUGAGAGAAGAUAUGAUCUUGACGACAAGUUGAAAAUUAUUUCCGACAUUUCUGGGAUUUCAAUUAUUCUAGUCCAUAGUUGUCAAUGAAAUCAUGAUUCUGGAAAAGGAAAGAACUUCAAUGAAGAAGACGAGUGUCCCACAGUCACAGGUUUCCACAAUAUCAGAAAAUGAUUCUAAAAUGACUUCCAACGUUCAAAAACAACAAAAAAAAGUUGACUCACUGCCUUUUGAAUGUGCUUAUCGCGGCGAAGGAAAUGCCAAUCUCGUCAUUGCCGUACCAUCCGAACACAGCGUAAUUCGUUUCCGGAAAUGUGACUCCGGAAAUUAUUCUUCUGACGGCGGUUUGUUUCGAGUCAACAGGGAAAGAGAUUUCAUAAAAAUCAUUCUAUCGCCUUUCCUUCAACCGUACUUGAAUGUACCAGAAAUUUUUCGUUUUAGACGAACAGAAUUGGACGAUUUUUCCAAAAUGAUAUACUCGCUACGACCAGAACAACGACGAUUUAAACAAGCUGUUGAAGAAUACGCCGCGAAAUUUCCUGAUCACGCUUUCCUUCCGGAAUUUUUGAAUUGUUGUGAACAAAAUUCAGGGCGCAACAAAUCAACAUUUUGCGUGGAAAUUAAACCAAAACAGGGCUUUGUGUCGAAAGCUGAUCAACAUUUCCCAAAGUGUCCUUAUUGCCUGACACAAUAUCACAAACUGUCAAAAAAAUCGAUUUCAAGACGAAGCAGCUAUUGUCCUUUCGACCUAUUUUCGGGUGAGAGCAAUCGGAUGCGCCGAGCUUUAAAAGGUCUUCUUCAAAACCCUCAAAACAACCUAAAAAUAUUUAAAGACGGAGUCGUGGUUUACAAUGAAAACUCAGAAGCUAGUGAUCUCAAGAAUAUUUUUAAGGAAUGGUUUCCGAACACUACCGAAUCGUCAAACAAUCAAGACGAAUAUUUGGACCUUUUCUGUACCUUGGUACAAGAAGCUCUUUUACGAGAGUUUCCUAACGGGAAUCGGGAUUUGAAUCGAAAUUCAAUGGCGUUCGACAUAAGUCAGGAUAUUCAAGUUCCCUCACGUUUAAAUUCGGAAAUCGUAGCCAAGGCUAAGAAGAUGCUGUACUUUACAAAUGAGAAAUGUGACUUUACAAAAACUGACCUGCCCCAGGGAUCUGUCUUGAAUCGAAUUCUUGAGAUGCAACAACUGCAUUGCUGUGGAGAUGAUAUUAUUUCUUGGAUCUAUUCCAAAUACUCGCCGAUUCUUGACGACGAAAUCAUCUAUUCCAGUCUAAUUAAUUGUACAAUUGUACAACCUUUUUCUAUUUUCAACAAUUAUAUGAAUUGUUCAAUAAACGACGAAUAUGACUAUUCCAAAAGAGAUGCAAACGAAAAAGAGCUUCCAAAUUCUAAAAAGAAAUCAAUUCUUCUUCUACGCCAAGAAAAAACUUGUGAUCGAAAUGAACGACAAACAUUGGGAAAAUUUACUGUCCAGAACAAUAGAUUAUUAGAUGAAUUAUCUGCUGAAAAAGAAAUUGUUCUUCUUGAAAACUACUUACUUUUCUGUACAGCCAGGGAUUGUUCCAUUUUAAUCGCUUUUCAAGAAUUUCAUUCGAAUGAAUGCAAUAACACUCAUGAUGACUACACGAUUCAAAUAUCGGAGGAAUUAAAAUUUUUGACAAGCGUUCGAAUUUCGGAUUUGGAUCCAAAAAGUGUUCAUUCUGUUGAGAAACAUCGUCAUCGCGAUGUACAAACCUUACAAUCUGUGAUUUCCAUAAUUGAAGAAGAACUUGUUCUUGAAAGUCAAGUUCAGUCUGUGAAUUCAAUUGAAAGGCAUUAAAUAUAGUGCAAAAACUAUUGUGAUAAACAAUGAUGAAGACUGAAAAUUAAUUGCGAAAAGAUUCCCAAUUUCUUUGUAUGUUAUAAUUAGAUAAUUAUAUUAUGUAUAUAUAUUUUAAACAAUUCUAGUCUCCUUGAUUUUUGUAAUUGGCUUAAAAAUAGAUUCUGUGCAUGCGUUUAACGAUGAUUUUUUUAAAAGUGAAAACUUAUUUUAUCAGUAUAAAUUUUAAACUAUUUAAUUUCAUUCAAAUUUUAUUUUCGACUAUUCUUUGUUCUUAGUAAUAUCAAGAUUAUGUAUUUUUUCAUUAUUUUAAAAAUAAUUAAAACUAAUGAAUAAAUAAAAAAAAAUUUUAUAAUUUUAA
Molecule: messenger RNA, 2422 nt
Organism: Leptopilina heterotoma
Lineage: Eukaryota; Metazoa; Arthropoda; Insecta; Hymenoptera; Figitidae
Gene: Ipk1
Product: inositol-pentakisphosphate 2-kinase
Exons: 9
Coding region: 337-2061 (574 amino acids)
Biological process (GO): inositol phosphate biosynthetic process
Cellular component (GO): nucleus
Molecular function (GO): inositol-1,3,4,5,6-pentakisphosphate 2-kinase activity; ATP binding
Source: RefSeq, a predicted model, not a curated record